This is a messenger RNA of Panicum hallii, 1449 nucleotides long. Its product is annotated as 3-oxo-Delta(4,5)-steroid 5-beta-reductase-like. The coding region runs from base 63 to 1250 and encodes 395 amino acids. The record is from RefSeq and is a predicted model, not a curated record. Lineage: Eukaryota; Viridiplantae; Streptophyta; Magnoliopsida; Poales; Poaceae. The transcript has a single exon.
UAUAACUACAGGCUACAGCUCCUCAUCGGCUCAAUCACCGAGUAACAGGCACAACGGUGAGCAUGAGCUGGUGGUGGGCAGGCGCGGUCGGCGCGGCCUGGAAGCGCCGGGGUGAUCGGGCCGCCUCGUCCGAGUCCUUCCAGUUCCAGAGCGUGGCGCUGGUCGUCGGCUCCACCGGCAUAGUGGGGACCUCCCUCGUCGACAUCCUCCCGCUGCCGGACACCCCCGGCGGGCCAUGGAAGGUGUACGCGCUCUCCCGCCGCCCGCCGCCGCCUUGGUUCCAGCCGCCGUCUCCCUCCGUGACUCACAUACAAGUAGACCUCACCGACUACUCCGCCGCCGCCGAGGCGCUCGCGCCGCUCACCGACAUCACCCACGUCUUCUACGUCGCCUUGUCCUGGCGCCCCACGGAGGCUCAGAGCAGGGAGACCAACUCCGCCAUGCUCCGCAACGUCCUCUCCGUCGUCGUCUCCAGCUGCCCAAGGCUCGCCCAUGUCAGCCUCCAGACAGGGACCAAGCACUACUUCGGCCGUCUCGGUUCCAAGACCCGCGUCCAUGACCCGCCCUACACCGAGGACAUGCCGAGGCUCGACAUCCCCGUCUUCUACUACGACCAGGAGGACAUCCUCUUCGACACCGUCGCCCGGCGCGCCGGCUGGUCCGUGCACCGGCCGAACCUCAUCUUCGGGUUCUCCCCACGCAGCGAAGCAAACGUCGUCUGCAGCCUCUGCGUCUACGCCGCCAUCUGCCACAAGGAGGGCGUGAAGCUACGGUGGCCGGGAUCCCGCGCCGCUUGGGAGGGGUUCAACAAUGGCUCCGACGCGGACCUCAUCGCCGAGCAACACAUCUGGGCGGCCGUCGACCCGAUGGCCAAGAACGAGGCGUUCAACUGCAGCAACGGGGAUGUCUACAGGUGGAAGCUGCUGUGGCCGGUGCUCGCCGGACGUUUCGGCUUGGAGUGGGCGGGGUACGAGGGGGAGGAGAACCGGUUCCAGGUCGCGGAGGCCAUGGCCGGUAAGGAGGCUGUCUGGGCGGCGAUCGUCACGGAGAACGAGCUCGUGGAGACGGAGGUGAACGAGGUCGCGAGUUGGUGGGUCAUCGACGCCGUGGCCGAUCAGUUCGGUCUCGAUCUGGAGAUUCUGGACAGCAUGAACAAGAGCAAGGAGCACGGAUUCCUCGACUUCCGGGACACGGUCAAGUCCUUCAACACGUGGAUCGACAGGCUUAAAGCUCAAAAGAUUGUUCCUUGAUGAUGCCUCGAUCGAUCUUCUGCUUAUCGAAUUGUAGUUUUGGUCAUGCUGCUGGGGCAUCUCGUGAAUUACCUUAGCUACCAGCCGCAGUUCGUCAUGAACUUCGGCGUUGUCUUUCUUUGCUAUGUUUUUAUCAGAUUGGCGAAUAGACAUUAAAGGGGAAAAAUUGAGGUUUCGGCAUUCUUGCUCCUGUUUUUGA